AAAAUGUGAAUAAUGAUUACAAUCAAAUUCUUGAUUAUAUUCCGCAAGGAAUGCAAAUCCAGAUGAACUCCAGGAGGCCAGCCCUCAACAAAUGGUUGACAGACCGCAAAAUACAUGGGGCGGGUAUGUGACGGGUACCGGCGCUAAGUCAUUGACGGAACAGGUGCUCAACCGAAUGGCAGACAGCCGUGAGUCGGCCUACCAUACCGCUAAUAGUGUCGAACACAUGUCGCCUACCAGUCCCACAUCGCCUCUAAACCAACACAUUUACGUCAAAGAGCGAGAAAUGUACGAAUACCGAGAAUUCAAUUCAUCGCCCAAUCCUUACCGACCGAAGAGUCCCCUCUCAUCGACCGGCGCUCAAAAGCCGCCCACCAGUAGUGGACAGCCGUUCUCGCCGACGACGUCGCCCACGAAUAUCAGUUACCAUCAGCCGGAAGAGCAACAGUGGCUCUCAUCCCAACCCAAAGACAACCGGAUGUUUGGAGUUCGACCGCAAUCGCCCACUCCUGCGCCCAAUCAGCCCACGAAUACCGGUGCGAAAGACGUGCGAGUGUUUGGUGUGCGACCAAAAGGCCAGUCCAAGUCGCCUACCAGUCCCCUCCCGAAUGGCGGCUCAAAUGUGUGCUCAUCGGCCACUCCCAGUCCCGUACAACAGGCAGCGCAUGUGGUAUCGCCGCCACCCGGGCCGCCACCACCACCCGGUGCUGCCCUUCCCGUGCAAGACCUCAAACAGUUAAGCCUUCAGGAAAUGCAACGAAACGGCAGAGGAAUGGAUCCCAACGCUCACGACAAACAGUUUUACGCCCAAAACAAAAGGGCCGACACUUUCAAGACGCACGGCUUCGAGCGCCCGGACAGCGGACGGGUAGUCAACGACCGGAGGGUUGGGCCGCGACUCAUACGGCAGUCGUCGGAGGGAACGCCCCAUUGGAAGACACCUCUGCCGCAGAUGCGAGUGAAUCGUCCGGAAGUGAAUCAAUUGCUUCCCUCACAGACACGACAACAGCAGACAUAUAUCGUUCAGACGCCGCCCACCGAAAAGAACGCCAGACCCCCGCCCACCGGCACCCAUAGGCGCCGUAUUAGACCGGUGUGGCCGCCGCCCGACUGGAACGGGCGAUACGUUCCCAAAGUGGGCUUCAACGCCAGUGGCGGAAGGGACUCCCCGACCACUCGUCACGAUUGGCCGCCGUCCAGGUCCCAGUCCGUCGAGAAGGACUACGACGGCACCUGUAGUCCGCGUAUGCGCUACUCGACGCCACCGCCCGGUGCCCCACAGCAACAACAACAGGCGUGGAACCCGCGCGGGGGCUCAAUGUCGCCCACACCCGGCUCCCGACCCUAUACGCCCACCCGACGCGUUGUGAACACGGCGUGGCCCCCACCAAGUAACGCCACUCCGGCCGGAAGGCAGGGCAUGAAAGUAGUGUCUCAGUCGGCACCGGGCUCUCGACGCUCAUCACAAACGGAUGACUACUAUGUCUUCGCGCAUAACAAUAGGAUUCCGCAGACAUAUAGACCUCCCCCACAGACACAGUACUGUAUGGGUCAGUACGAGACCGCCUGAUGGGGACAGACACCCGCUUUUUAGGACUAAUUUUUUGUGCCAAAAGUUUUAUAUUAUAUUUAAUGAGAAAUUGUUUCGUUUUUUGUUUUAAAUAUAAUAAUUACUUAUUAAUUAUUUUCUGUUCAUAUCAUUGAUCGUUAAUACCAUUUAAAUAAUACACAGAAU
Molecule: messenger RNA, 1735 nt
Organism: Oppiella nova
Lineage: Eukaryota; Metazoa; Arthropoda; Arachnida; Sarcoptiformes; Oppiidae
Source: the annotation of a GenBank genome assembly